Molecule: messenger RNA, 2883 nt
Organism: Penicillium cosmopolitanum
Lineage: Eukaryota; Fungi; Ascomycota; Eurotiomycetes; Eurotiales; Aspergillaceae
Exons: 11
Coding region: 1-2883 (960 amino acids)
Biological process (GO): positive regulation of transcription from RNA polymerase II promoter by galactose
Cellular component (GO): nucleus
Molecular function (GO): DNA-binding transcription factor activity, RNA polymerase II-specific; RNA polymerase II cis-regulatory region sequence-specific DNA binding
Source: RefSeq, a predicted model, not a curated record
AUGGCGCACAUCAUCCACCCAAACAAGCAGAAACUAAUAGAUCGCGCGCGCGAAUUUUUCGCGGAGGUUGAAGAUCUGACUCCCGGUAAAGAACUGGAGGAAAGACUGAACCGCGAUUAUGGACCAGGGAAUCCUUACUACGACGAGUUCUGUACUUUGAUAAGACAAGGUCUGGCCAAUGAGGAAGGUUGGGUCGCUACAGAUGAAAUCGACGGCUCAAAGUAUCGUCGCACUCGGAUUUGUACACCGACCGAAAUGAAUCGCUACUUCAGCAUCACCACAGUAUAUAUGGAGAGCGAAGAAGUGUACCGUGGACAAUAUCACCUUCACCCAUACGGAGAGAUAAAUUGUGUUGUUCAAGUGGAUGAUACAGCCGAAUUAAAGAGGAAUGUCCGGCUGGCAAGGAGCGGGUUGGACAUCACCAGGCCCAGGGACCCAUCACUAUCCGGAAGUCCGCGGGGGCGCCCUCGUGGCUUUAUUUUUCUUGCCAGCAGGUCGUAUUUCGUACAAAAGAGCACAACCAGGGGAUGCACAACCCGUCGCUAUUUAAGCAGCAGCCGGGCUUUUUCGGCCUCGUUGUUCUUUGAUUCCGUGAUAUUCAAGGAGGACGGCCGGGGCGACAUCGCGAUUUCGAUGAGGGUGCUACAGGGCUUAGGACCUAAGCUUUUGUUGUGGGAAGCGGCAGACCCUCCUGGACUCAGCAAAAAUGAGAUCGAUCUGGAUCCUGGCGUGACGCGUAUUGCCAUACCGAAAUUACCUCACGACUUCUACGACACCAAGGGAAAGCCAGUAUAUUUGGGGAACUGUGCUGCGCUUUCCUUUCUCCAAAACAUCCAAGACAUGAUCCAGAACGAAGAAGAUUUAUCGAACCUGACAGCCGAUGUUGCUUCUCUCUCGCGUCUCGAGGAGCUGCCCGCCAGCAUGAGCGAGAACGUGUUAGAUUUUCAAGAUGCAGAUGGCGACGACUUGGAAUCACUGAUAGAUGUGUUUUUCACAUCGCUUGGGCUGUUAGAAUCAGCGCGAGCAUUUUCGAUAAUGAAACGGACAGUAAUUGAAAUAUACACAAAGCAGUCGGUACCUUUGGGUUUGCUUCAGUAUAUUGCGAGAGAGCUAGAGGAAAUGCGUAGCAACGUUCCUGCCGAAAUUCGUCGGCUGGCUUUUCAACAGUCUUCCGACCACUCGUGCCCUCACCAUCAUCAAAACGCCCUCAGAAAUGCCAGUGUUGCCUGCAAUUAUUCUUUCAGCAUGAUGCUACUUACCCGGCCAUUCCUUAUUGCCUGUCUCCGCGGCAAACAUUGUGAGCGGUCGGCGAGCGAUGCAACUGCGAGUGAGCCCGAUUUUAAAGAAUCGCAAACAUACCCAGAUAUCGUUCGAGGCGCUCUGAGUUGUAUUGAAGCCGCCAUCAAAACAGUUCAGUUGCUUCAUGAACUUCUUGUAGCAGGCAUGCUCUUCAAUAAUAUGCCUCUUGUGAUAGCAUGGGUAUUUGUUUCAGCAUUGACGACCUGUGCCGCCUACUUUGGGCAGCUUGGGGACACAAGAGAUUGUGAGCUUGCAAUCCACCGGGCCAGUCAGCUUUUACAACACUUUACGAAGAACAGCCCACAGGCCAAACAGUAUGACAUUAUACUAAAGCAAUUAUCGAAGGCCGCCAUGAUCUUUAAUAAUGGCUUGAAUCAGCGUAGACCUGCUGACAGGAGCAUCAUGAUGUCAGACAUAUUUGGACUCGAUCCGCAAGAUCGACAUGAGAUUGCAGGCACUAAUGAUUUAUCUACUGCUGUUAAUCAGUACACGGAGGACCACGAGAGAACUUUCUCACGCCCGGAAAGUGCUGCGAUGAUUGCCACGUCUCCGCUUGCCGAGCAUGAAGGACAUGACACUGGCUAUUUAGCGAGGAUUCUAGGUUCUCUGCCUUCAAACGACAUUUCAUCCCUGUCUGGGGGCGGGAACAGCACCGGUUACAUCGUUUCCGACGAUCGCUCUACACCCAAUUGUUACGAUUUUGAUGAAUUUGCCGGAACCCAGCCAUCUCUGGACCUUCUAAAUACCGCCAAUUACUCCGGGAAGUCAACGGGAAAGCUUGAUUGGAGGACAUUUAUUGUGUUCGUUGCUCUUCAAUCCGCCGCUCCUUUCGUCGCCCUUCUUCUAUCACCACCAGAAAAGGUACAGCGAGCCGAUGGUAAAAGGGUGAAGACAGCCGAAAGAACUAGUACGGUUCAGGAGGUGAAAGAAGUUUUGAAGGUCCUUACCCGGAAAGACUUCCUCCUCGUCGUUCCGUUCUUCUUCUACGCCACAUUUCUACUCUCCUAUGCCGGAUCAUAUCUAUUUCUUUACUUCAGUGUUCGUGCCCGAGCGCUCGCUUCACUUGUCUCGGCACUUGCACAAAUAACGGCCAAUAUUUUCUUUGGCAGUUUUCUCGACUGGCGACGGUUUACACUAAAUCAAAGGGCACGGUAUUCAUAUAUCUUUAUCAUGGCGCUCUUCGGCGGAACCUGGAUAUGGGGUACAGUUGUUCAACACGGGUAUGAAAUUAAUACACCCGCGCUCGACUGGGUUGAUCAUGGGUUUGGUCGAGGCUGGGCAUUCUAUCUUAUGAUGCAAGUAAACUUUGCUUUGGCAUACAACUACGGAUAUUGGCUCGCGGGCUAUAUUGCCAAGGACCCUGCUGAAAUUGUUCGCUUGACAUCAACUGUCCGUGCUGUCGAAGCUGCUGGGGGAGCUGUUGCAUCUGGAAUUAGCUCAACACAUGCGCCACUUAUUGCCGCAUUGAGUGUUAACUUUGGAUUGUGGGGUCUCGCCGUGAUACCGACAUAUUUUGUCGCUCGAAAGGUUGGCCUUGCCAGGGAGGAAGCCGUUGUUGAGGCAGUGACAAUCCCUUCGGAUUAG